AUGCUCGAUCUUGAGAACGACUUGGUGAGCUCAGAAAAGCACAAAGGCUCUGGAGAAACAUUUGAGCGGUCUUGUGCUGAAGAACCUCAAGAUGACGCUAUUCUGAUCGCAGCGCACGCCCAGGUGAGGUACUAGAAGCAAGCCUGGUAUCAACGGAACCGAAAACGAACUAUUUUUCUUGUGGUUCAAGACUUCACAUCCACGCUCUCAGCAUCGGGGAUGGUGCUAGAGCACGCU
Messenger RNA from Verticillium alfalfae VaMs.102, 237 nucleotides. RefSeq lists its product as hypothetical. The record is from RefSeq and is a predicted model, not a curated record. Bases 1 to 135 code for a protein of 44 amino acids. Lineage: Eukaryota; Fungi; Ascomycota; Sordariomycetes; Glomerellales; Plectosphaerellaceae. The transcript has a single exon.